Linum tenue is the source of this 3010-nucleotide messenger RNA. Lineage: Eukaryota; Viridiplantae; Streptophyta; Magnoliopsida; Malpighiales; Linaceae. The record is from the annotation of a GenBank genome assembly.
UCCUGUCUUGCCUUCCCUCUCAAGAGGUCUCACGCUACACAAACACCUGGAUAGUUCUUGAACAUUUUUUUCCUUCUCUCGGUUUGGGGCCAAAUCACAUCAGUCAUUUAAAAAAAAAAAUCUUCCAAGUUACGGCUCAACGAACUUCUCCAACAGCACCGAAUUCGUCUUCGCUUCAUCCGGUCGAUCCCUCCUCCAACGCCAUUGUUGUCUCCCGCAAGCUUUCGCAAACUUGGCUCCCCUUCCAGCGGAUGGACGCCCGAUCUGCCCGAUCUCUUAUAGGCGUUUAACUCCGAUUGGAGCUCCUCCUCCAUCCGUCUCUCCCAAUGGCUGCCUGGCUUAAGGCCGCGGAAGGUCUGUUUGAAGUUGUUGAUCGGCAGGCAAAGCUAGUUGUUAAUGAAUUGUCAGAAGAGAAUUCUGAUUCUCAGCCAUCUGCUUCUAAUGGACAAGGAUCUCAACAGAAAAAGCCCAAGCCAAAGCCAAAAUCAAAGUCAAAGGCUCAAAAGAGGCGCUCGAAAGAUGAAUCCACAAAGCUAAGUGAGCCAGCACAAGAGGUGACUAAUACACCAACAUCAGAGGCAGAAGCAAUAGAUCAAGCGGCCCGUUCAGUUAAAAAUGCCGAGAAAGCUUCCAGCAGUUCUGUAGCUCAAACAAGCAAUGAGCAGCAAGAAACUGUUGACAGUGCUUCAAGUGUAUCACUACCGACAAAUAUGAAUGAGCAAGUCAAGCAUGAAGCUGACAGUGUUCAAAUUCCUAUAACUGUUACAGACCCUAUAAUACCACCUUCGGAUGGUGCGCUCCUUAAUGAUAAGACUACAGAUGUCCCUGCAGAGAGUACUUCUUCACCAUCACCUGCCAAAGAAAUGGAAGUUGUCAAAGAGCAUGAUCCCGUUGUUGCUGUUCCUGAUACCACGACAAAGGAAAAUGAGGGUUCUUCAAAGAUUGAGCUAGAAAAAUCAAGUAAAGAUUCUCUUGUUAUUAAUGAAAAAUCAGCCAAGGAUGACGAGCUUAAGGUAGAAUCUCCUAUGCAUCAACAGAAGCAAGUUGAGCAUGACGUUGCUGCUUCACCCAGGAAAAUUCAGGAGCAACUUGAGGAGGGCGCCACCUUUUGUCUCUGGUACUCAUUAAUUACUUUAGUUGGUGUGCAGGCUCAAGGACUACUCAAGACUGCAAAUUCCACUGGUCAGUCAAAAGAAGCUAGACUAGCACGGGUUUGUGCUGGGCUUUCAACCCGCCUUCAAGAGUACAAGUCUGAAAAUGCACAACUCGAGGAGCUUUUGAUUGCAGAGAGAGAACUAAGCAAGUCAUGUGAGGCUCGUAUGAAGCAGCUACAGCAAGACUUAUCUGUGUCAAAAAUGGAAGUAACAAGAGUAGAGUCAAACAUGGCUGAGGCAUUGGCAGCAAAGAAUGCUGAAAUUGAGGCGCUUCUUGGUUCUAUGGAUGCACUUAAGAAACAAGCUGCAUUGUCAGAAGGAAGCUUGGCUUCUUUACAGGCAAACAUGGAGUCUCUUAUGCGAAAUAGGGAACUGACAGAGACAAGGAUGAUGCAGGCUUUGCGAGAAGAGUUAGCCUCUGCAGAACGGAGAGCAGAAGAAGAGCGGGUGGCACACAACACUACUAAAAAGGCAGCUAUGGAGAGGGAAGUGGAUCUAGAAAACAGAGCUGUGGAGGCUUCCACAGCUCUUGCUAGGACUCAGAGACUUGCAGAUGAAAGGACAUCAAAGGCCUCAGAACUUGAGCAGAAAGUUGCACUGCUUGAGGUUGAAUGUGCAACAUUAAAUCAAGAGUUGCAAGAUAUGGAGGCCCGUGUUCGGCGAGGCCAAAAGAAGGCCCCUGAAGAGUUAAACCAGUCAAUUCAGAUGCAGGCAUGGCAGGAAGAAGUAGAACGAGCACGCCAGGGUCAGAGAGAGGCUGAAAACAAGCUUUCUUCUGUUGAGGCUGAAUUGCAGAAACUGAGAGUUGAAAUGGCAGCCAUGAAAAGGGAUGCUGAACACUAUUCACGCCAGGAGCAUAUGGAGCUUGAGAAACGAUAUCGGGAACUAACUGAUUUACUGUAUUACAAGCAAACACAACUAGAAACAAUGGCUAGUGACAAGGCAGCAGCAGAGUUUCAAUUAGAGAAGGAAUUGAAGCGUAUUCAGGAAGUGCAGGUUGAGGCUGAAAGAGGCAGAAUUGCCCGCCGCCCAUCUCCAUCAUGGGAAGAGGAUUCCGAAAUGAAAGCACUCGAGUAUGCCUCUCCCAGUGUACCACCGCCAUUUGGUGGGCGCAAGCGUACAGUUGCAGAAGGCAGCAAAGAUAUUGGACUCAGGAGCUGCCAGAGCCACGCGAUUCUUGUGGCGGUACCCAACAGCUCGGCUGAUCUUUUUAUUCUAUCUGUAACACACACAUUGUGCUGCGCAGGUGUUCGUACAUUUCUUCAUGAUGUAUUUAUUGCAUCGCCUUCAGGUAUCAACGUUGUGCUUUUUCACUCCCUUACUGAUUUUCCAUCGCUGUACUCGUCGCCAUUUGUUAACCGUGUGUCCCUCGCAAUGCAACAGGCGCAAGCUGACGAUCUCUCAGCUAGAGAAGUCGCGGAGUCGAUGGGCCUUACCGACCCCAACUUGCAGCUACAUGCCCGGCGCUGACCACCACCCACUGCUGUGGGCAUGCCUGUGUAUUGUGCCUCUGUAUAUCGUCCCAACAGAAGAGCAUUAGGGUGAUAGAGAAGUAACCAACCACAUCGGAUGAGUGAUGAGAGUACAAGAGUAGGGUUGCCAUUUUUCAGGCAUAUUUGCAGCAAAGCUGAAGCUUUGUUGUGGAAUGGGCGACUUUCCAUUUAUUUCUUCUCGAACCAUUUUCCUACCUUUCUACCCCCUUGGUUGUGAAAUCUAAUUAGAGGUUUUGCUGGGGGCAAUACUGAGUACAGACUUGUUUUUUUGUGUACAUGAUGAGCUAGAAAUAUAUAGAUGUAAUUGUACAUCAAACAUGCUGACAAAAGAGGGGAGAUAAAAUUUCAUUUUAUUAGAAUCAA